Molecule: messenger RNA, 2529 nt
Organism: Calidris pugnax (ruff)
Lineage: Eukaryota; Metazoa; Chordata; Aves; Charadriiformes; Scolopacidae
Product: kinesin-like protein KIF20A
Exons: 17
Coding region: 1-2529 (842 amino acids)
Biological process (GO): mitotic spindle assembly; microtubule-based movement
Cellular component (GO): nucleus; spindle microtubule
Molecular function (GO): plus-end-directed microtubule motor activity; ATP binding; microtubule binding
Source: RefSeq, a predicted model, not a curated record
AUGGACAGUGAGUGGAAAAGCUGUGCUUCUGCAGAAGUAUCUGAUGUGUUGGAAUCAGUUUCUUUUCUGAAUGUAGCAUAUCAACCUUUGAAAGUCUUCUUGAGAGUGAGGCCCUUUUCUGUAACAGAGCUUGAAAACCAUGAAUCUCAGAGUUGCGUAACUAUUGAAGAUGCCCAGACAGUAAUUCUUAAUGCACCCAAAGAGUCUUCUACAAUGAAAAACAGUGAAAAAGGGAUUGGUCAUUCCGUGCACAGGUUCACUUUUACUCAGGUCUUUGGACCAGAAACUACUCAGAGUGAGUUUUUUGAAGGCUCAAUGAAAGAGAUAGUAAGAGCGUAUGUUAAUGGAGUGAAUGGACUGGUGUUUACUUAUGGGGUUACAAAUGCAGGCAAGACAUUCACUAUCCAAGGGACUUCAAAAGAUUUUGGCAUUUUACCUCGCUCACUUGAUGUGAUUUUUAACCACAUAAGGGGAAGACAUUACCUGAAGAUGAACUUCAAACCAUAUUUAAGCAAUGAUAUUAAGAAACUAGAAGAUGCACAAGUGAAGCAAGAAGAAGCCAUAAAAACUGCUAUUCUUGCAUCACUGAAGGAGGAGACAGAAAGCAUCUCAAAUACCGUUACAAAUACGUGUGAUGUGGAGUCGGCUUCUUCCAACUGUACUUCAAAAAGUGUUCCUUGUGAUCCACUAGCAGAGAGCAACUUUGUUCCGUUUGACGCGUACAGGACUAAUCUACACCAAAGAACACAAGCAUCUGUGUGGAUUUCUUUUUGUGAAAUUUAUAAUGAGUAUGUGUAUGACCUAUUAAAUGUAUUGUCCACAUCAAAACCUCAGAAGCGCAGAGUGUUAAGAAUUUGUGAGGAUCAAGGAGGAAAUUCCUAUAUUAAAGACUUAAAGUGGAUUAACAUUCAGAGCACUGAAGAAGCCUGCAAAAUACUGAAAAUAGGAAACAAGAACCGAAGCUUUGCUUGUACUAGAAUGAAUGAACAAUCAAGUAGGAGUCACAGUAUAUUUUCAAUCAGGCUGCUAAGGCUAACUGAUGAGCAUCAGCCCUGUGUUCUUGGAGUUUCAGAGUUGUCUUUCUGUGACUUGGCUGGAUCAGAGAGGUGUAAUAAAACACAAGCCUUUGGAGACAGACUAAAAGAAGCAGGAAAUAUUAAUAAUUCUCUUCAUAUCCUUGGAAAAUGCAUUGCAGCAUUGAAGCAAAAUCAAAAUCCAAAGAUGAAGCCAAGCUAUAUUCCAUUCAGAGAGAGCAAAUUGACUCGUCUCUUUCAGCCUUUUUUUUGUGGAAAAGGCAAAGCUUGUAUGAUUGUAAACAUUAACCAGCAUGCUUCCACAUAUGAUGAAACAAUACAUGUAAUGAAAUUUUCAGCUAUAGCCAAACAGGUCAUCCAGACAAUCCUACCCAAAAGUUUUGGUUAUUUUCCACCCAAGCUGGCUGAAGGCGACGGCAAACCUGUUGUGCACUUUGAUGCUAGCACGUCUGUAGAUGACUUUCCUGACAGUACUGAAACCUACACAGAAGAGGAAGUGGACAUCACCAUUCUGAGUCAUGAGGAUCUCUUGAAAACUGCAGAGAACCUAAAGGAGAAGCUACUUGCAGAAAGGCAAAGUAAGCUCCUUCUGGAGGUUAAGAUACGUAAAGAGAUGGCAGAAGCAAUGUUCCAGCAGCUGUUGGAAACAGAGGAAGCCUGGAGCAACCGCUUGGAAGAUAUGAAAGACAGUUAUGAAGAAAAACUGGAGAGCAAAUUUGAAAUGUAUAAAGAGGCCAUCAAGAAACACGCGUAUAUGUGUGCAAUGGAACAAAUUGAAGACCAUUAUGUUCCUGUAGAAGAAUUUCUAGCUGAACAACAGAAAGUUGAGGAUAGAGAGAGUAAAAUCCUGCAAUUGGAAAGGCAACUUGAUGAACAGUCAGGGAAGCUGUUGGCUCUGGGAAGUCUGAAGUCAGAUAAACUGACUACUGAAAAUAACAUGGAACUAGGUAGGAAUCUAAUGUGGAUAUUCAAAGUUCAUUUUACUUUUGGUAAUGUGUAUAAUACCAAGCAAACUUUUCUUUUGCCUUUAGAUAUUAUGAACAAGACAAUGAAGAGAGCCAACGAAGGAUUGCAGAAACAAUGCAAAGAGAAAGAAGAGCUUAUAAAAUCUCUGAAGCUUAAAAUACAGAAAUUAAAUGAGACCCUGUUAGAAGCUAAUGAAGGCUACAGAAAAAUGGCAGAAGAGAACAGUCAACUGAAGCAUACGAUUGUGCUCAAGGAACAAGAAAUGAAUAGUCUUCAGAACUGGGCUAAACGUGUUCUUGAGCUUGAAGAAACAGUGUCUUCCCUGCAAAAAGAACUUAACGAAAGGAAAAAGCAUUUUUCUAUAGAAGAGCCAAAACAACAAAAACCUAAGAGAGGUUUGUUGGCUAACCUGAAAUCCACAGUAGCAGCUACUGCUAGUACCCCUCUUGGUAAAGGCUGGGGGAAGCAUGAAGACACUUCAUCCUCUUCCAGAAAGCAAGUACUGUGGGCUCAUAAAACAAAAGACUAA